GAUUCAACAUAAAAUAAAAUGGUGGAAAAUACAUGUGAUGAAUGAAAGUCGACUGUGAAAGGGGUAAAUAUCUUUCCUACUUCUCACGAACUUACGCAGAAAUGGUUGGGCGAUGAAAUCUCAGCCGUUCUUGACCCGCAAAGACCUGAAACUUUUUCUCCCUAUAUCUUUGAACAAAAUGUGCUCAAAGAUCAGAACAGAAAUUGAAUUGAACAAGUGAAAAUGGAGGGAAUUGCUGUAAUUUCUAUGUUCUUGUUCUUGUUCGCCUGGACAAUUGGGGCUUCCUCUGCAGAAGCUGUCUUGUCCUCAACAAGGAAUUCUCAAGGAAUAUGCAGUUUGAGCAAUCUGAGGUACCUUUUCCUGGACAACAACAAUUUUACAGGAAAAAUCCCUGAAGGAAUUGCCAAUUUGAGGAAUCUGGAGUACCUUUCUCUGGGCAACAAUAAAUUGACUGGAACGAUUCCUCAGGGGAUAAAAAAUUUGAACAGCCUGGUUUACCUUUCCUUGGAGGGCAACAAUCUGCAUGGCACAGUUCCUCCAUUAAUGAGCAACUGUUCCUUAACAAGUCUGAAGCUUUCAGAGAAUUCAUUCACAGGACCCCUGCCUGAAACCAUGUCGAGAUGCAGACACCUUCAGAUCACUGAUUUCAGAAAGAACAAUUUCACAGGUACUAUUCCUUCUCUUGCAAAUUUUCAUGAUUUGAGGGUUUUAAGCCUUAGCUAUAAUAAGCUUAGCGGCCCUAUUCCUUCCUGGAUCACAACCCUCAACACGUUGCAGAUGUUGGAUUUAUCCAACAAUCAGUUUUAUGGAGAAAUUCCUUCUGAUCUGGAGAAGCUCAUUGGAUUUGGAAGGCUUGGAGAUCCGCACCUUGGGGCAGGGCAGACACUCCAAGAAGAAAUAACCAUUGUGAUGAAGGGGAAUGAGUAUCAUUUGAAUUAUGUUCUGCAAGCAAAUACCAUACUGGAUUUGUCAAAUAAUAAUCUUACAGGGAAAAUACCGCCCACCAUUUACAGCCUGACUCACCUGAGGUUGCUGAAUCUGUCCAGAAAUCGAUUGGAAGGCCGGAUACCACCAUCGAUUGGGCAAAUAUCAACUUUGGAACAGCUGGAUCUAUGUCACAAUGAAUUAGAAGGAAAAAUUCCUGAAGAACUAUCUCAGCUGGGAUUCCUUUCAGUCCUGGAUGUUUCGUCCAACAAACUUUGUGGAGCAAUACCCAGUGGAACACAGUUUGAUACUUUCAACAAGACUUCAUUUCAGAAGAAUCAGUGUUUAUGUGGGCGCCCAUAUGACAAAUGCAAGCAGAGAUCACCAACAAGUUCAGCAAUGGAGGAGAAGGAAUCAUUUUGGAGUGUUUUGGAUGAGCACAUCUCAGUGAUCGCCUUGGCUUUGGGAUUCACAAUGGGAUUUGCAGGGGUUAUGUAUUUGAUUAUGGGAUGGAACAUAAUUUGGCGUUCAGUUGUAGGUCUGAAAGCAAGAUCCCUUUCCAUGGCUUCUCAUUCUGGAAAUGGGAGUUGGAGCUUCAAGGUAUCGCUGUUUAAAUCAAUACCUUCCUCAACUUAAAGAGGGAGAGCCUAUAGUUUAUGUGGUGCUCAUUAGAUAUAGAAACUGAAGAGAAAUAUGCUGGAAAGCCUAUAGGUUCUGUGAAAAACAUCUUAUAGUUUAUAUGCUCAUUAGAUAUAGCUUUAAUAUGUAAUUUACAAUUAUCUUAUUUUGUCUGUAAUCAAAACCGGAAGAGAAAUAUGCAGAAGAUCCUAUAGUACAGUUUAUGUGCA
Messenger RNA from Cryptomeria japonica (Japanese cedar), 1772 nucleotides. RefSeq names its product receptor-like protein 33. Gene Ontology annotation, molecular function: protein binding. Bases 223 to 1560 code for a protein of 445 amino acids. The record is from RefSeq and is a predicted model, not a curated record. The transcript has a single exon. NCBI's taxonomy places the organism in Eukaryota, Viridiplantae, Streptophyta, Pinopsida, Cupressales, Cupressaceae.